Molecule: messenger RNA, 222 nt
Organism: Penicillium coprophilum
Lineage: Eukaryota; Fungi; Ascomycota; Eurotiomycetes; Eurotiales; Aspergillaceae
Exons: 1
Coding region: 1-222 (73 amino acids)
Source: RefSeq, a predicted model, not a curated record
AUGGAAAACAAGUCCAACGAAGCCCUCGCCCUACUCUGGGCUUAUGAACUUAUGCGGGAGAACAAGCAGUUGUUCAAGGGACUCAAAAAAGCGAACCGACAAAAUGCCUCUCACCCAACCACGUCAGCUUCCAACAAUUCACAUCAAAACAAUGAGAAAAUGACCCGCAACCAAAGACCCAAGGGUCUCACUGAGCAUGAAGCAAAGCAGAUUGGCCUAUGA